AUGAUGCUGUCCAGGGAGCAGCGCACACUGGCCCCGUGGAAAGAUCGAGACAUUGUUUGCCGUCCUAAGAAGAUUGUGCCCACUGUGGCUACGGAUCUCCCCUCAAGCAUCCCAAUCUACGUCGAGAUUCAAGACAAGCCGCAGUGGGUCAAAAAGCGCAAGGGUGGCGGUGGCAAUUACAAAGUGCAGCCACCUCAAGUGUUUGACCCCAUCACAUUCACCAUGUCCACCGAAUGGGAUGAAUUCCUUGCGCUUGUUGCAACUGCAGCAAUGACAACUGUUGACCGUCUCAUCCUCAGCUCCCUGAACUGGCAGUGGACAAAGACAAACUCUUCAGCAAAAGGUCAAUUACCUUUGAAGUCACCCAAAGGAUACAAGAUCAUGCUUGACAACAUCAAGGCCUCAAAUCUUGGUGUGGCUGGUAUGCUAUUUGUCUCCAUGGGUCGCCCACGUCAGCCACAGCAAGAGCUUCCACCUUGGGCAGUGGCGGCAACACUGCCAAGCCAGUCGCAAAGCGAGUCGCAUAAUGAUGAGUCUGAUACAAAGUCCAGCAAGAAGCUCUCCCUCGACAAGAAGCUCGAGCCAAUCAUGGCUGCUCUUAUCAAUAAAUCGGGAGAAUAUGCAGGAAGAAAGAGCAGGAUACAGCCUAUGGAAACUGUCUGA
Messenger RNA from Postia placenta MAD-698-R-SB12, 663 nucleotides. RefSeq lists its product as hypothetical. The transcript has 5 exons. The coding region runs from base 1 to 663 and encodes 220 amino acids. The record is from RefSeq and is a predicted model, not a curated record. Lineage: Eukaryota; Fungi; Basidiomycota; Agaricomycetes; Polyporales; Adustoporiaceae.